CCCAACGGAUCAAAAUCCAAUCAAGUGAAACAGAAGUACAAAAAAACAAAAAAAAAAACAAAUCGAAAAUCGAACGUUGUGUAGGAAUCCCAAAUUCCCAAUACUAAGAAAAAUGUCUUGUACCGUUGCGAUCCCCAAUUCACCGGUCUUCUCUCCGGGUAGGGUUUCUUCUUCCCACUUCCGCAUAUCCUCUUCAGUCGUUUCGUCACCCGAAAAAGGUCUUACCUUGACCCUUUCCCCAUCUUCAUCCCCUGUGGCGGCGCUCUCUUCGUCUUCUCCGGCUGCCUCCCCUUUGAGACUCAGGCUUCAAAAGAUUCCUAGUGGGUUGAACAAGGUUCCGGCCGAUCUUCCAGUUUCGCCUCUUUCUUCGUCGACGGCAACAACUCUGCUGAAAAGGAAAAGGCCGGGGAAGCUUGAUAUUCCUCUAGCAUCGACGGCCUUUGGAAGUGGCUUCCCGGCGGCGGCGGCUACGCCGGUGGGUCCUCGGAUCGACGUGGUGGAAGUAGAGGGAGAUGGUUAUUCGGUUUACUGCAAGAGAGGUAGGAGAGAAAAUAUGGAAGAUCGGUACACGGCGGCGGUGGUCAACCAACAAGGAAAUUCAAAGCAGGGUUUCUUUGGUGUUUUUGAUGGGCACGGUGGUGCUUAUGCUGCUGAAUAUUCGGCUAAACAUUUAGAAAAGAACAUAUCAGAGGAAUCAUUUAGAACAGGAUCAAGAACUGAGGAAGAAGUGAAAGCAGGUAUCAGACAAGGCUAUUUGAAAACGGAUUCAGAGUUUCUAAAGGAAGGGUCCCGGGGCGGGUCUUGCUGUGUCACGGCUAUCAUCAGAAAUGGAAACCUGGCUGUGUCUAAUGCAGGCGAUUGUCGUGCUGUCUUAAGCCGGGGAGGGAUCGCGGAGGCCCUGACCUCUGAUCACCGUCCCUCCAGGGAUGAUGAGAAACAUAGAAUUCAGUCCUUGGGUGGAUUUGUGGAUUGCUGUAAUGGAAUUUGGAGGAUCAACGGUUCCUUAGCAGUGUCAAGGGGGAUUGGGGAUAGAUCGCUAAAGCAAUGGGUGACAGCGGAUCCAGAGACCAGAAUUCUGAAAAUUGAUCGGGACUGCGAGUUCUUGAUUCUUGCUUCGGAUGGCUUGUGGGAUAAGGUGAGUAAUCAGGAAGCAGUUGACAUAGCGCGUAAUCUGAAUUCUUCUGGUGCCAAACAUCCAUUAGCGGCCUGUAAGCAGCUGGCUGAGCUAUCGGUCUCUCGAGGAUGCCUGGAUGAUGUUAGCGUUUUGCUGAUUCAGUUGUUCCAUUUUUCUGCAUAGUUAACAAAAUAUUACUACAGUAACUAACUAACUCAUAGGUGGUAUGAGAAAUACAAGGAUACAUAGAUGAUCGAAUAACUCAGUAGAAAAAGAGUUGGAUAUGCUCUUUAUUUCAUUCAUUUUUUUGUAAUAAUAGAAAUAUGAUACCUCCAUUCUAUUCUAUGGACGUCUUUCAUUA
Impatiens glandulifera is the source of this 1475-nucleotide messenger RNA. Its product is annotated as probable protein phosphatase 2C 25. The record is from RefSeq and is a predicted model, not a curated record. Lineage: Eukaryota; Viridiplantae; Streptophyta; Magnoliopsida; Ericales; Balsaminaceae. Gene Ontology annotation, cellular component: nucleus; cytosol. Gene Ontology annotation, molecular function: protein serine/threonine phosphatase activity; cation binding. The coding region runs from base 113 to 1297 and encodes 394 amino acids. The transcript is spliced from 4 exons. Gene Ontology annotation, biological process: protein dephosphorylation.